Neltuma alba is the source of this 1644-nucleotide messenger RNA. RefSeq names its product NAC domain-containing protein 43. Gene Ontology annotation, molecular function: DNA binding. Gene Ontology annotation, biological process: regulation of DNA-templated transcription. The record is from RefSeq and is a predicted model, not a curated record. The transcript has 3 exons. Lineage: Eukaryota; Viridiplantae; Streptophyta; Magnoliopsida; Fabales; Fabaceae. The coding region runs from base 161 to 1426 and encodes 421 amino acids.
CCUCAUCAUCUUGCCCUUUUCCUUCCUCUUUCCUUUCUUGUUAUCUCCCUCUUCUUCCCUCUUCUAAAUGUUCUCUCUCUGCUUGAACUAACACUUCAAGCCCACUUCCUAGCUGAAGCAACCUCACUCCCUUUCUCUCUUCUGGUUUCUGGUCACCUGAAUGCCGGAAAACAUGAGUAUUUCUGUGAAUGGACAAUCUCAGGUCCCCCCUGGCUUCAGAUUCCAUCCCACCGAAGAGGAGCUUUUGCAGUACUACUUGAGGAAGAAAGUUUCCUACGAGAAGAUUGACCUCGAUGUCAUUCGUGACGUCGAUCUCAACAAGCUCGAGCCAUGGGAUAUUCAAGAGAAGUGUAAGAUAGGAACCACCCCGCAGAACGAUUGGUAUUUCUUCAGCCACAAAGACAAGAAGUACCCCACCGGCACAAGAACCAACCGAGCAACGGCCGCCGGAUUCUGGAAAGCCACCGGCCGGGAUAAGGUGAUAUACAGCAACGGGAAGAGGAUCGGAAUGAGGAAGACUCUUGUCUUCUACAAAGGCCGAGCCCCUCAUGGCCAGAAAUCUGAUUGGAUCAUGCACGAAUAUCGAUUGGAUGAUAACCCCAGCGACACCAACAUCGUGCCGAAUGUGAUGGGAGAUGGAGCCCAGGAAGAAGGAUGGGUGGUGUGCAGAAUAUUCAAGAAGAAGAACCAUCUGAAAACCCUAGACAGCCCCUUGGCUUCGUCCAUUAUUACCGGAGAUAGCAACAGAAGAAGCCACAUCUUCGAUUACUCCUGCGAGGACGAAGGAGCUUUAGAGCAGAUACUUCAGCAAAUAGGAAGAAGCUGCAAGGAAGAGAACGAAGCGAAUUACAGCAACAAUGGAAGAUUCACUCUGUCAAGCUUCAACAGUGGCGGUAAUAAUAACAGUUCUAACAACUACAAUGAAAGGUUCUUGAAGCUCCCAAGCUUAGAAAGUCCAAAGUCCACAAGCCUAGAGAAUAAUAAUAAUACCAUUAUCGACACCAACAGUGGGUACCACCCUAUGAUUCCAGAGAUGGAAGGCUCCUUCCCGACCGUUCAUAACAUGGAUGCAUCUAAUGGCGGAAGACUCGCCAAAUGGGCGGCUCUGGAUCGUCUUGUUGCUUCGCAGCUCAAUGGCCAGACCGAGUCUUCAAGGCAGCUUGCUUGCUUCAGUACUGACCCCGCGAGCAGCGCCAUGAUGAUGGGUUACUGUGCUAACGACGUCGUUCAGGAUCUGCAAAUGGCCACCCUACGAUCUUCCUCAUCAUCGACGUCAACGUCCACACACAGAGCGGCGUACGUGAGUCCUCACGCACAAGAUUACAAUAGCAGCGACAUUGACCUAUGGUGCUUUCCCAGAUCAGCAUCAUCGUUGUUGUCGUCGUCCUCAGAGCCCCUUUGCCACGUGUCGAACACGUCAGUGUAACAUGUCAGAAUUAAAUAUAAAAAUAAUCUUGUUAUUAUUAGCUCUUGUUUUCUCAAGUCAGAGGAAUAUUAUGAUGAUGAUUAUUAUUACAGACAGUUAAUUUUUUUGUUUUCUUUUCUGGCCAGAAAUGUGAUAAUUAAAUGCUGGUAGUCCUUUAACGGGGAAUCAGUAGAAUAUUAUUAUGUGAGAUAAAUAAGAAAAGUUGAUUUUUUUUUUCC